CGUACGUUAAUUCAGACCGCACUUGUGAAUAUUCAUUCCUUUCUGCCUCAGCAUAAAACCACACAUUUACUCCUUUGACAUAUAAUAUCGAAUAGACAACAUGCUGAGUCGAGCUUUUAGACAUUCAGCACUUGCUGCAUCCCUCAGCAAAACCAUACCCGGUGUAUCUACCACUGCUGCUCUACCUCACUUAAAGCAUGGCAUAUUAUUCAACCGGGCCAAAGCAAACUCAUGCAACAUCCUCAGGACCUUCUCUUCCAGCAAGUUAUUCAACGUUCAGCAACACUUCAAUGUCCGGGCAAACCCUGUCGAUGGUAACCAAGUACAGGUGCAAUGGGAUGCCAAUACUGAAAGCCUGUUUCAACAUGUUUGGUUAAGAGAUCACUGUAGAUGCCCUAGCUGCUAUCAUCCGCAAACCAGACAACGCCUUGUCGACACCUUUGCCAUUCCGGUAGAUAUAAAGCCGCGUUCGGUGCAAGCAAACGAAGGCGGUCUCACCGUCGUUUGGGAUAAUGAUGAACACAAGAGCGUGUACGAAUGGGCAUGGCUCAAAAACCAUUCUUAUAAUCCGCCUCUCAAGGGAAAGGUAGAAUUGCAUUCACCGAAACCUGUGCUUUGGGAUGCCAGUAUAGCCAAUGCCCCACCUGUUGUCCAGUAUGAAGAAGUCAUGACCACAAAAGCAGGACUUGCAAAAUGGUUAGACAAUAUCGAGGUCUACGGUUUCUCUUUCGUUGAUGGUGUGCCGGUCUCUCUGGAAGCUACGGAAAAACUAGCUCGUCACAUUUGUUUUAUUCGCGAAUCGCAUUACUCUCCUGGUCUCUGGGAUUUCACCUCCGACCUUGCUCACGCCGACACUGCUUACACUGAUCUGGCGUUGAAAGCUCACACCGACACAACGUACUUUUCGGACCCGGUUGGUCUGCAAAUGUUUCACAAGCUAGAAUUUGAUGGAACCGGUGGCGAGUCUCUAUUUGUGGAUGGCUUCAAAGUUGCUCAAAGUCUCAAGGAACAGCACCCAAAGGCAUACGACACCUUGUCAACCCUCAAGAUUCCAACACACUCGGCCGGAGACGAAAAAGUCAUGAUUGUCCCAACGCCUCGGGAACAGUCGAUUCUGAACCAUCUUUCUGACGGAACGCUAUACCAAAUUAGAUACAACAACGAUGAUCGUUCGACCUUGAGUAAUUUGACUGCCAGUCAGGUUGACGAAUUUUAUGACGCGUUGCGAAAAUGGAAUGAUGAACUUACUAGCGACCGCAACCAGUAUUGGGAAAGCCUAGAGCCUGGAAGGGUGGUUGUUUUUGACAAUUGGAGAGUAUUGCAUGGCCGAGCAAGCUUCACUGGCCAUCGUAGACUCUGCGGUGCAUAUCUGAAUCGCGAUGAUUUUAAGAGCAGGGUGCGAUCAAUCAAAUACAGCCCCGAGGAGAAAUCGACACUACUGUAAUUUAGACGGAUGUAUCUCUGCUAUAUACUCCUUACCGCUGUACUAAAUGCUAAUGAACCGCUUACAGUGCCAA
Messenger RNA from Umbelopsis ramanniana AG, 1517 nucleotides. RefSeq lists its product as uncharacterized. The transcript has a single exon. The coding region runs from base 101 to 1444 and encodes 447 amino acids. Lineage: Eukaryota; Fungi; Mucoromycota; Umbelopsidomycetes; Umbelopsidales; Umbelopsidaceae. The record is from RefSeq and is a predicted model, not a curated record. Gene Ontology annotation, molecular function: trimethyllysine dioxygenase activity; iron ion binding. Gene Ontology annotation, cellular component: mitochondrion. Gene Ontology annotation, biological process: carnitine biosynthetic process.